Miscanthus lutarioriparius is the source of this 1377-nucleotide messenger RNA. Lineage: Eukaryota; Viridiplantae; Streptophyta; Magnoliopsida; Poales; Poaceae. The record is from the annotation of a GenBank genome assembly.
AUGACGCGCUACGGCUCCGCCUCCGCAUCCGGCGAGCGCAAGCGUCGUCUGAUUCGUUCCCUGGACUACCAGUGCGUGAGCCGCUUUCGUCUCCGUCGGCUCCUCAUCUUCCUCUGGCGUUACAGCUACGACGAAGCGUUCGAAGCGCUGUCCAAGGAGACAACUGUGUACUUCCGCGUGGACCAUCUCCAGCAUAUGGUGCGGCGGGGCUUGUGGUCCGACGCCAUCAGAUACUUGCUCCGCUUCGUCCCGGCUGUCGAUCUGAGCGACGGUGGCAACUUCCUUGCCAUCUUCAUCAACUUGCUCCGCAGCAUCGCUAGAUACAAACCGACUGACCCCUCCACCUUCCCUCUAUACAAUCCGUAUGCCCGCCACGAGCUCGAUUGUCAAGGUCGCGUCAGGCCCGGCAGUGUCGAGGUCGCUGAUAUCAUCCUGUCUGUGUGCUCCAAGGAAGCCUGGGGUUCCAUUAACUGGGCACUCGUGAGGCUGAAGGCAGCGGAGAUCAUUGGGAAUUUGUUUACUCAGUUGCCAGAGUUUGAUGAGAUGCGCCGACUGCCACCCUGCCCUGCCAUUGCCAAGCCAGCAAACGUGCUUCCUGUCAGGGCGAGUUCAAGGGGUCACAGCAGAUUUCACAAGAAGUUAGGCCGGAUUCCAGCAGAUGUUCUUGCCCGGUAUUUUGUUCCCAAGGAGACAAGCCAACCAGGUUUACCACUUGAGCCAUUUACAAUGAUCCGGAUGGCAGAGCUUAUAGAUGAAUGUUUGCAAGCUGGAAAAUGCCUGGUGAUCAAUGACAGACAUCCCGUUGAGAGUUCUUCCACUGAAGGCGCGAAGGAUCCAAUGGUAACUGAGGCUGCUGUUCCAAGAAACAAUCUGAUAAGGCCACGAGCAACUGAGCACCAAGAAGUUGAUACAAGAAAGAUACAGAUAAUUGGGGAGCAUGUUCAAAGGAGGAAGAGGAAGCCUAAUACUCCAAUUUCCACUGCUACUCUGAGAAGAAGCCCAAGACUGGCCGAAGCUCUAGAUGGCCAUAAGCCUGAAGCGAUUUCAGCCUCAAAAAAGCCUAUCUCCAAAAACAAGUCAAGGGCUAGAAAAAUCACAUUGCAGACUGAUCUGUUGGGUAAAAUUCUCUCACCUUCACCUUCACAAGCAAUUGAGUUUCCUGAUCUCUCUGCUAUUGCUAAAUUCAAAACCCCUGACGCUAAAUUCCCUAAAAUUCCCAUUACUGAAAUUCAGAGAAUCGCAACUGAGAAGUGCUGCAUCGCUCCUUCAGAGGUGACAGCCGAACUACUUCUUGCUUCAAGACCAGAUGAAGCAAGCUCGAGCAGUAGUAGUUCAAUGGAGCUCCAAUUAGUUUCCAAUGAUUCGUUGCACUUUUAG